Messenger RNA from Oxyura jamaicensis (ruddy duck), 2287 nucleotides. It is a transcript of the gene SSBP3, whose product is annotated as single stranded DNA binding protein 3. Gene Ontology annotation, biological process: positive regulation of transcription by RNA polymerase II. Gene Ontology annotation, cellular component: nucleus. Gene Ontology annotation, molecular function: protein binding; single-stranded DNA binding. The record is from RefSeq and is a predicted model, not a curated record. The coding region runs from base 43 to 1209 and encodes 388 amino acids. NCBI's taxonomy places the organism in Eukaryota, Metazoa, Chordata, Aves, Anseriformes, Anatidae. The transcript is spliced from 18 exons.
GGCGAGGAGGGCGGCGGCGGCCCCCGCAGCUCCGCGCCGAACAUGUUCGCCAAGGGGAAGGGCUCGGCCGUGCCCUCGGACGGGCAGGCGCGGGAGAAGCUGGCCCUGUACGUCUACGAGUACCUGCUGCACGUCGGCGCCCAGAAGUCGGCGCAGACCUUCCUGUCCGAGAUCCGGUGGGAGAAGAACAUCACGCUGGGCGAGCCCCCCGGCUUCUUGCACUCCUGGUGGUGCGUGUUUUGGGACCUUUACUGUGCAGCUCCCGAAAGGCGAGACACUUGCGAACAUUCAAGUGAAGCAAAAGCCUUUCAUGACUAUAGCGCAGCUGCCGCCCCGAGUCCCGUGCUUGGAAACAUUCCCCCGAACGACGGGAUGCCCGGGGGCCCCAUCCCGCCAGGUUUCUUCCAGGGACCGCCUGGUUCACAGCCCUCGCCACACGCACAGCCUCCACCCCACAACCCUAACAGCAUGAUGGGACCCCACAGUCAGCCUUUCAUGUCACCGCGCUACGCAGGAGGUCCCCGGCCCCCCAUCAGGAUGGGAAACCAGCCUCCGGGGGCCGUUCCUGGUACACAGCCGUUGCUGCCCAAUUCAAUGGAUCCCACGCGACAGCAAGGGCACCCGAACAUGGGCGGACCCAUGCAAAGGAUGAACCCUCCGCGAGGGAUGGGCCCCAUGGGCCCCGGUCCGCAGAACUAUGGCAGCGGCAUGAGACCUCCGCCCAACUCGUUAGGCCCUGGCAUGCCCGGAAUUAACAUGGGGCCGGGAGCUGGCAGACCAUGGCCCAACCCCAGCAGUGCUAACUCAAUCCCAUACUCUUCUUCAUCGCCUGGUACAUACGUGGGUCCUCCCGGCGGCGGCGGUCCUCCGGGGACACCCAUCAUGCCCAGCCCCGCAGAUUCAACAAAUUCAAGUGACAACAUCUACACAAUGAUUAAUCCAGUACCGCCCGCAGGCAGCCGAUCGAAUUUCCCGAUGGGCCCCGGCUCUGACGGCCCCAUGGGCGGCAUGGGCGGCAUGGAGCCCCAUCACAUGAACGGAUCGUUAGGGUCAGGAGACAUAGAUGGACUUCCAAAAAAUUCUCCAAACAACAUAAGUGGCAUUAGCAAUCCCCCGGGCACUCCAAGAGACGACGGGGAGCUGGGAGGCAACUUUCUCCAUUCCUUCCAAAACGACAAUUAUUCCCCCAGCAUGACGAUGAGUGUGUGAUUUCCCUCCCCCUCCUCCUCUCCAGGAUAAAGAGAGUCAGCUGCCGUUCGGAGGAUCUCAAAGAAUUAUGCAAGAAGAAGCUAGGUGUAUUGGCAGGGAGACGCGUGGCGGGGGCCAGAACCCCAGGUUUAGUUUCAUGCAAUAAAAAGGCUGAACUUUUUAUUCCAUAAAACAUGAAGGACAAAACUUAAAAUAUUUCAAGACAUGACAAGAUCCUUCUUUGUGCAGAAGGGUUUAUAUAUGUACAUGACACUUCUUUUUGGAAACAAAUGGAAGCCUCUAGCACCCAACUCCGAUCUCUUUGCUUUGUUCUUUUAAAUAAAGACAGAAACAGAACCCCGUUGUAUGUUUGUGCCGUGCGACACCAGGAAGCUAGUCUAGAUAUGAAAUCUCAUGUUGUCUCUGUUGUAGUCAUUUUUUAAAUAAACUGGACAGUUUACAAUGGUGGUUUUCGUUCAGAAGGCCUGGUUUUUUGGUUUUUGCUUUUUUCCUUUUUUAUUUUUUUUUUGUUGGUUUUUUUUUUUUUUUUGGUUGUUUGUUUGCAGCACAACGCUUCCUCCUCCAGUAACAAGAUCUGCUUGUGGAAGAGACUCCACCGCCUCAUUAUAAACUCGUUAAUGCAGGUGACCCCUUACAGGAUCACAUCCUCGAAUUAAUCGUGAUCUUACUCUCUGUGACUGUGGCAUGCACUGUGUUAGUCUUUCCCCCCCUCUCAGAGUACAAGAAGAAAUCUCUGCCCCUCCCUUCCCGAGAGUCCUUGAGCUGGUUCACUACAAAAAUAAAUUUGACUUUUUUUUUUAAAAAAAAAAAUCCACCGAAAGAAAGGAGAAAGAAAGGGUUAAUCUGACCUGGGACUUGGAACCGGUGAUCUCCAGCUAACUUUGGUUCUUCUGGGGGCUUUGUUUGCUUUCGUCUUUUUGUUCGUUUUGGUUCCUUUUCUCUUGAAGACGUGCUUUUGUCAGGGUUUCACUUCUCUAUGGUUUGGAACUGGAUGGAGAUAUUUUUUAAGGAAUUACUGUUGUUAAAAAAGAAAAUGUAUCCUUGCUAUUCUGUAGGCUCGCUCUGUCAUAAAAGAUAA